Messenger RNA from Rhinichthys klamathensis goyatoka, 1839 nucleotides. It is a transcript of the gene fgf6a, whose product is annotated as fibroblast growth factor 6a. Bases 410 to 1027 code for a protein of 205 amino acids. Gene Ontology annotation, cellular component: cytoplasm. Gene Ontology annotation, biological process: positive regulation of protein phosphorylation; animal organ morphogenesis; cell differentiation. Gene Ontology annotation, molecular function: fibroblast growth factor receptor binding; growth factor activity. The transcript has 3 exons. The record is from RefSeq and is a predicted model, not a curated record. Lineage: Eukaryota; Metazoa; Chordata; Actinopteri; Cypriniformes; Leuciscidae.
GCUCUCGCGCUCACUGUCCCCGGGGCCGCUCGCCUGGAUCGACAGCGAUUGGGUUCUCGCGUUCGAACUGACCCCCCGGUCGCGGUGAGGUCAGCGUGAUGUCAUCCUGAAGGUGAGUGAUGUCAUCCCGAAGAUCUCCCAGGCAAGGUGAGCUUGCAUUUUGGUGAGUGUGUGGUGCUCCCCAUCCAGAGAGGUGAAACAUGGUAAUCAUCAUCUCCACCACCACCGCCACCAGCUCAAGCUCUGCCGCCCUGCUCUUCUCAUCUACCGAGGGGCUUAUUGUGUUACACGCCCGCAGCCCCGACCUACCUUCCAAAAAUAAGCCCCUGCCACCAUGCCGAAAGAAGAAAAACAAGAGUGGUAUUUUUAGGGGCAUUAAUUUUGACCACGUGCCCCGAGGGUAAACCGGAUGGCCACUGCGCAAAGGUUCCUCAUCAGUAUGUGCGAGAGCAGCGGGCGCUGGACGUGGACUGCGGUUGUUCUGCUGGGCUUUCUGCUUGGGAUCGUGUCCUCUUACCCCACCUCGAACAGGACUAAUGCAACUCCACUGGAGAAAAGGUGGGAGAUGCUGUUCUCCCGCUCCGUUUUGGGGAUCUCGGUGGACAAAUCGGACCUGAACUGGGAGAGUGACUAUUUGCUGGGCAUUAAGAGAGUGCGGAGGCUGUACUGCAAUGUGGGCAUCGGGUUUCACCUGCAGGUCCUGCCAGGCGGAAAGAUCAACGGUGUCCAUAAUGAGAACCCGUACAGUCUCAUUGAAAUCUCAGCGGUAGAGAGAGGAGUGGUUACUCUAUACGGGGUGAAAAGCGAGAUGUUUGUCGCAAUGAGCAGCCGCGGAAGGUUAUAUGGAACGAGGGCCUUCCAUGACGAGUGCAAGUUCAAGGAGACGUUGCUGCCCAACAAUUACAACGCAUACGAGUCUUCCAUUUACAAGGGAUUUUAUAUUGCCCUCAGCAAACAUGGCCGCUUGAAGCGAGGCUACAAGGCUUCCCCAGCAAUGACUGUCACACAUUUCCUCCCACGUUUAUGAGCAAAACUGGCAAUAAAACAAUAAUUUGCACAUGUUGGAUGUUCUCGUAGGUAACCCAAACAUGCUAAGAGGUGAACUGCAAAGAACUAAAAUAACACUUACGGUAUUUAUUCUCAUUGAAAUAAGAAUAAUAAUAUAUGUAUAUUUCGGUAGCUUACUUUGUGUCUGAACUUUGUGUACAUGCCAUUCUUUGCUGCUUAUGAUUUCUGUUAUGAAUAUAUGAGAGUCGAGGAGCUUUUUUUGCCCUCUCACUUUUUAUGGGUGCUUGCCAUAACUGGUGUAAACCAUACCUGGCGUUGGACUAACAUCCUCAGCUUUUAGAAGUGAAAUGGAUACUUUUUAUUACCUCAAAGAGACACGUCCGCAUUGGAAAAAUUAGGGAGGGAAAAAUAAAUAUCAGUUUACUCUGAUCUUCAUCUGUUGCGCCAUUUUACGAGGGAGAUGAAAGCACUUAUUUUUCUGUAGUUACUCCUUUUUCAUGAUUAGGUGGUGCCUUAGCCUCUGCUAUUUUGCCUCCUUUUGUGCAUGCAAGAAAGAGGUUUUUGUUCCUUUUUUAGAUCAAUAACUAAAAACUGAUUGCAUGCAUACUUAUUGGGAGUUAAACUCGGAGAAGGCCAUUUUACGCCUCAUGUAAGGUCAGAAUUUGACUGAAAGCCUGUGGACGGCUAGACCUGUAAGGUUUGGGUGCUUCCAUUUGAAUGAAUAGUGAAAACUGAUCAAGCUAGUGAAAUGCAUAGAAUUGCAUUCAUCUUGAAUCAUGUGGCACAAUUAUAUGAAAGCAUAGCUGUUGCUUAGUGAUAAUUUUACUUAUC